CUUUUCCCCUUCUCUUGUUUUUCUUUCCUUCAUCAAUAUCAUAAAAGUAAACCGUUUUUUUAAUGAAUAAUGGGAACGUUUCAGAGCUUUAGAAAAGCCUAUGGAGCUCUCAAGGACUCUACCAAGGUUGGCCUUGCCAAAGUCAAUAGCGAAUACAAGGAGUUGGAUAUUGCAAUUGUAAAAGCUACCAAUCAUGUGGAAUAUCCUCCCAAGGAACGUCAUGUUCGAAAAAUAUUCUGUGCAACAUUAGCACACCAGCCACGGGCAGAUGUGGCAUACUGCAUUCACAAACUUGCUAAGAGACUUUCAAAGACGCGAAGUUGGAUAGUUGCUAUAAAGACAUUGAUAGUCAUUCAUAGGACUUUGAGAGAGGGUGAUCCUACCUUUAGAGAAGAGAUUCUUAACUACUCACGUAGGGGACAUAUUCUCCAAAUAUCCAAUUUCAAAGAUGAUUCAAGCCCUUUAGCUUGGGAUUGUUCUGCAUGGGUGCGAACUUAUGCACUAUUUUUAGAAGAAAGACUUGAAUGCUUUAGAGUCCUUAAAUAUGACAUAGAAUCCGAGCGUUUAACAAAAGCAUCACCAGUGGUUAAUAAUGUACAUAGCAAAACUCGGUCGUUGGAUAGUGAUGAUCUAUUGGAGCAGCUACCUGCACUACAACAACUUCUAUAUCGCCUUAUUGGUUGUCAACCUGAAGGAUGUGCUUACAGCAAUCAUCUAGUACAAUAUGCGUUGGCCCUGGUUUUGAAAGAGAGUUUCAAAAUAUACUGCACACUCAAUGACGGAAUCAUCAAUCUUGUGGACGUGUUCUUUGAUAUGACAAGACAUGACGCAGUGAAAGCUCUAAACAUUUAUAAAAGAGCUGGCCAACAGGCUGAAAAUCUUGCUGACUUCUAUGAAUACUGCAAAGGCUUGGACCUUACUAGGAAUUUCCAAUUUCCAACACUGAGACAGCCACCUCCCUCUUUCCUUGCAACAAUGGAAGAAUACAUUAAAGAAGCACCACAGACAGGCUAUGUUAAUAAGAAAGUGGAGUAUCAGGAAAAUGAAGAAUCAUCUAAAGAAGAAUCAGAAUCCAAUGAAUCUGCAGAGCCUCAAGCAAAUGAAGAACAAGUUGAAGAAGUCAAUGAGGAAGAGUCAGUGGAAGAGGAAGAAGAACAACCUAAGGAGGAGGAGGUAGAGCCUCCUCCUUUGAUAUCAACUGAUGAUGGUACAAAUGAUUUGCUGGGUCUUAAUGAAAUAAAUCCAAAAGCUAUGGAACUGGAGGAAAGCAAUGCCAUGGCUCUUGCAAUUGUACCACCUGGAAAUAAUCCAAACAAUCUUGCUUUGAGUAACUUUGAUGGGACUACUGGAUGGGAACUUUCACUAGUUACAACAUCAAGUAACCAUUCCAGUCAAGCCCCAGAUCGCAGAUUGGCUGGUGGUUUUGACAAACUAUUACUGGAUAGUCUAUAUGAAGAUGAAAAUGCCAGGAGACAACUCCAACUCCAAAAUGCAGGUUAUGGACAUAGUGGAACAAUGGAUAUACAGAACAACAACCCAUUUGAUCAUUACAACCAACAGGAUCCCUUUGCAAUGUCCAACAACAUAGCACCUCCCCCUAGUGUGCAAAUGGCACUAAUGUCUCAACAACAGCAGCAACAACAAAUGAUGUUCCAACAGCAGCAAAUGAUGUACCAACAAGCACAACAACAGCACAACAACAUGAUGAUGGUCCCUUACCACCAGCAACAACCAUAUAACCAAUACCCUCAACAGAUGUAUAAUUCAAGUUCUCAUAAUCCAUUUGGAGAUCCUUUACCGGUACCAAACUAUAAUCAUAGUUCCAUGCCCCAACAGGGAAAUUACAAUUUAAUGUAAAUCUUGUCUUCUUUGUCAUUUGAUAUCUUCCCCUUUUCCUCACACUCUCACUUUCCACAACAAAAAGAAUGUAUUCUUGUUGGUUAUAGUAGUAUAACAUUUUUUUAUCAUAUUGAAAUUCUUUAAUUAAU
Molecule: messenger RNA, 1988 nt
Organism: Glycine soja
Lineage: Eukaryota; Viridiplantae; Streptophyta; Magnoliopsida; Fabales; Fabaceae
Product: putative clathrin assembly protein At5g57200
Exons: 15
Coding region: 70-1857 (595 amino acids)
Biological process (GO): clathrin-dependent endocytosis; vesicle budding from membrane; clathrin coat assembly
Cellular component (GO): clathrin-coated vesicle; clathrin-coated pit
Molecular function (GO): SNARE binding; clathrin heavy chain binding; phosphatidylinositol-4,5-bisphosphate binding
Source: RefSeq, a predicted model, not a curated record